AUGCCCUUUACUACGUGUUCUUCGUCGGGUUACUGUAACUCUACCUUGGUCACCGCCUCCGGAUCCUUCCCCACCAUCGGCUCCGCCGCUUCUGACCAUUCCAUUCGUAAUCGGUGGAGCAAGAACAGAUCGGAGAGGAAAACCAAGAAAUCGCCAAGGCCUUUCUCCCCUUUCUCUGAGACUGUGUAUCAUCAGUUGCUCAUGAUUCCGAAGAAAACACAUGGCCUGAAUUGGUGUUUGAUGAAAAAGGUUUUGAAGAACUCGGCUUAUUUACUCAUCAGUUUUAUUGAUGGCCUAGAUCAAGUCGACGAUGAAAUAGUUAAUGAAGUAAAAGAGAAGUUUGGUGGCAUCCUUGAAUCUGUUAUCAUCACUGAUAAAAUCAUUUAUAUAUCUUUCUACUUUAUCCCAGGACUACAGCAAACUCAGAAAAGGUUUGUGUUGAGAUCAUACAGAAAAUGGGAAUAUAUUGAAGCAAUCAGGGAGAUUGAGAAUCAGCUCCAAAGAAGGACAAUCAAAAUAGCCUUUGAUCAUAUUGUUGUAGCAUGUGGCAGUGGUGGUAUAAUUGUUGGAUUGUCAAUUGUUUCAUGCGUAAGUGAGCCUAAAACAAAAGUAUGUGGACCUAAAGAACAAUAAUUCAACCAAUACGAAAUGGAUCGUACGAUUCUUGAAGAAGUGUGAUUUCUUCUCUGUUAUUAGUUUUCAUUCCUUGCGUAGGUGGUGUUUUUUUCCAUCUGAUCAUGGAAAGGAAUGAUAGCUUCUGAUAUAGUUUCAGAUAUGACAUAUUUUUAUUUAUGAAUUUUUGACAUCACAUGUGUAUUAAAUAUACUGAUUUGUUUAUUAUAGUAAUAUUAAUCAACAGAAUAAAAUGUUAUUUGGUCUUA
Messenger RNA from Lactuca saligna, 881 nucleotides. The record is from the annotation of a GenBank genome assembly. Lineage: Eukaryota; Viridiplantae; Streptophyta; Magnoliopsida; Asterales; Asteraceae.